Messenger RNA from Beauveria bassiana ARSEF 2860, 1956 nucleotides. RefSeq names its product PHD-finger domain-containing protein. Lineage: Eukaryota; Fungi; Ascomycota; Sordariomycetes; Hypocreales; Cordycipitaceae. The transcript has 3 exons. Gene Ontology annotation, biological process: regulation of DNA-templated transcription. Bases 1 to 1956 code for a protein of 651 amino acids. The record is from RefSeq and is a predicted model, not a curated record. Gene Ontology annotation, cellular component: nucleus; Rpd3L complex; Rpd3L-Expanded complex.
AUGAAGUCGACCAAGCCUGUACAGGCCGAGGCCUCUUCGCAUCGCAGGUCGCAACCUGUCCGACAGACUCGCACGAAUCCCCCGCGAAGCUCCAUCAAUGCCGGCCGCCUGGGCGCCAGAGAGCCCGCCUCUGGCCCGGUCGGCGACCAACCCAUCGACAUAUACCCUGCAAUCACACACUUUGCGGAUACAAUGACUGCUCUUCCGAAAGAGUUGGUCCGUCACUUUACACUUCUCAAGGAGGUUGACGCCAAAAUCUUCGCUCCCCAAGAGCACCUCUUCAAACUCGUCUCCGCCGCCACGCAGGCCUCUCUUCUCGGCGCCAACAGUAACAAUGAAGCUGCCAGCUCUGUUGCGCCUGCUUCUGCGCCAAUGAGCGCACAAGGCAGUUCGACUGGCGCUGCUCAAUCCAACCCUUUGGCACCAGCCUCGGCCGACGAACCCAGCACCGCUUCCGGUGUCUUUGAUCCGGUCAACAUUCCUCGCCGACAGCUGUUUCGUCAAACAGCUUUCAAAAUACAAGAAAUGCUGGUCUCUCUCGAAGAGAAGAACCAUGUCAUAUCGACCGCCAAUGAGGCUCUUCAGCACCAACUGGCUCGCGUGGAGGAUGUCUGGCCCUACCUCGAAAACGAGUUUAGCGACGAGGCGAAAUGGGGUAGCGCAACGCAUUGGGCAUACCCUGAAAAUCGAGGCGGCAAAGCCAACUUUGAGAGAGCUCGACGCGAUGGUGCUGCUGCUAUCUCUGCCGCUGCUCAAGCCUUGGCCGACGAGGCUGCGGCUCGGAGCGAUGCCAGGAAACAAGCUGUCCAGGCCAAAAAGAACAUGAGAAAUGCUAAUCACGGCGCUGAUAUGGAUGCCCCACGUGAGAAGAAGCCGUCGAGUAAAGCUAGAAAAGCUGAAGAUGGCGAUCAUGUUGGUCUUGGUAUCUCUGGUACCGCUAAUGGAAAUCCCCAAAAGAGGCGUAAGACUGAAAAGGCAGCUCCCGGAGGUACUCCUAUGGAGAGAACAAUAAGCUCGGCUCUCGGUAGUACAGCUUCCAAAGUCAAAGGCAGUAGCCCAAGGAUAACUCCAGCUCCUGAGGGAGCCAAGAAGCGUCGCGCUCUACCAACUGGAAGCGCACCUGCCAAGAAAAAGCCCGCUGCUCCUGGCAAAACUCCGUCCACGACAUCCUCGCCGAUUGUUAACAAUAUCUCCGAACCAAAGACUGGGGCAUCACCAGCACCCACAAGCGCCCCUCGACCCGCAUCCUCACGAGCCCGUCAAAAUUCCGUCAACUCUACCUCGGAGAACGGCAAGGCUCGUCGCCCAUCUGUCACAGCCAAAGUCACAAACGGCAACACUGCGGACAAGCCCGAUGUCGUUUUGGAGAAAACUGCAACCAUUACAGAAGUUCCUCUACCCAUCAAGAGCGAGCUCGGCAAAAAAGAUGGCGAGAAGCAGGAGGGCAACAUUGCAGCUGUCCCCACAGCCAACAAGAAAGAGUCACGGGUGGAACCACCUGAGAUCAAAGCCGAGACGACGCCAACAUUGCCGCAGCCUGCCACAGUUACUACCAAGAGUGGCAGAGCAAGCAAACCAUCCACUCCAGCGCUCGCUACAUUCCAGGACGCUGCUGCUGCUCGAGCUUCGAGAACGCGGAAUGAGGGCACCAAGAAGUCUCACCGAAAAAGCGGCACAACCCAUCUUGUUGCACAGCAGGCGGCCGAUGAUGACGCAACUAGCAGUAUGCAAGACGAGGAUGAAGGCGACAUUGAUGGCGAUGAGCCAACCUAUUGCUACUGCAAUAGCGUUAGUUAUGGCGAAAUGGUUGCCUGUGACUCCGAUGACUGCGAGCGUGAAUGGUUCCAUCUGGAUUGCGUUGGCCUCAAGGUUGCCCCCGGUUCCAAGACAAAAUGGUAUUGCGAAGACUGCAAAGAGCGACUCAGAUUAGCUGGUAAAAAGGUCAGUACCCGGUAA